AUGUCCAGAGUGGAGGCUUUUAGGGACACAAACCUUCGCUCCCUAUUGAGGGAGUUGCGCACAGACAUAGCUAUGGCUGUAGAUGACCCUUUCCCUCUUGUCUAUGGUUUGGCGGACAAAAACAUCAUCACUGACCAACUGCUGAAGGACACUCUAGAGAAGGAGAGUAGAGAAGGGAUCCACAAGGCCAUGUACUCGCUCCUGUCCUGGGUCCUGGAGAAGAGCAGAUCCACCAUCCAGGCCUUCUGGAGCAACAUGAACAAAGACUACAACCUGGACAGCUACCCCAAGCUGCAGACACUGCUCACUAACCUGCACUCGAGACAGGAUGCUGCAGGCUCCAGAAGUGAUAAGAAAUCUUCUGGUGGUGACAAAACACCACACACGAAGAAAAGGAGCCACGAGGACAGAGACACCAACUCCCGCAAGCAGCAUUCACAGUAUCAUGCCAAGACAAGCAACGUGUCAGGUGUACAGACAGUGUCCUCCUCAGUCCAGAGAGGAGUCACCCUGUCCUCCUCCUCCCCCUGCACUGAGCCCACAAUCAGCGAUGACGCCAGAGAAAAGAUCCACAUCAAGCAGCUGUUUGGCUCAGAUGGGACUGCCAGAAAGUGUAUUAAAGUUGGUGGGGAGUUUUACUCUCGUGGUCCAUUAGAGGAGACAAGUGUGACUUCUCAGUCCAAGGCUGCUGGGAACACAUUUCACCACAAGGGGGAGACAACCACAGGCAUGGUUCACUAUAAUGAUGAUGAGUGUGCAGUAUGUAAGGACGGAGGGGAGCUGAUUUGUUGUGACGGUUGUCCUCAAGCUUUUCAUCUGAUCUGUCUCGACCCUCCACUUACAUCCAUACCAAGUGGCACUUGGCAGUGUGAACAGUGCUGUGGCAACAGAGUGAAAAGAGAGAAAGCCCAACUACCUUUACAAGCACUCAUGGCCACGCCUCAGCAAACAAACACCAACUCCAGUAACUCCAUCAUGGAGGUCUCUUUCUAUUCACCACUGUCGUCCUCCUCCCUCACAAGUGUCACAGCUUCUAUGAAUGGGCCCAGUGCCAUAAACCAGUGCCCAGGUGGAGAUCUGGUCAGUGUGAGAGAGGUGUGUGGUGUUUGUCACCUCGGAGGAGGAGACCUGAAUCAAUGCCUCCAUUGUUUGGCGUGUUUCCACGUACACUGCCUCUUCUCGAAGCCCUGGGGCAGCUCUGCAGAGACAGAGGCUGAAUCCAGAGGUUUACAGCUCACCCCAGUGGUUCAAAACACACUCAGUCAUGAUCAGAGCUCCUCGGCCCCUGAGCCCAUCCUCCAUAAAGACGAACUGGACUCCAUCCUGGGAGAUGGCUCCAUUGAUGGCAUCUUGCAGUGGGCUUUCCACAACAUGUCUCGGCCUCUUCCAGACUCUCAAGGUUGUUACCAGUGA
Messenger RNA from Seriola dumerili (greater amberjack), 1413 nucleotides. It is a transcript of the gene aire, whose product is annotated as autoimmune regulator. Gene Ontology annotation, cellular component: nucleus; cytoplasm. Gene Ontology annotation, biological process: humoral immune response; negative regulation of DNA-templated transcription. NCBI's taxonomy places the organism in Eukaryota, Metazoa, Chordata, Actinopteri, Carangiformes, Carangidae. The record is from RefSeq and is a predicted model, not a curated record. The transcript has 12 exons. Gene Ontology annotation, molecular function: translation regulator activity; transcription corepressor activity; DNA binding. The coding region runs from base 1 to 1413 and encodes 470 amino acids.